Penaeus chinensis is the source of this 1369-nucleotide messenger RNA. RefSeq lists its product as uncharacterized. The transcript is spliced from 4 exons. The record is from RefSeq and is a predicted model, not a curated record. The coding region runs from base 133 to 672 and encodes 179 amino acids. Lineage: Eukaryota; Metazoa; Arthropoda; Malacostraca; Decapoda; Penaeidae.
GCGCGAAAGCCCGCGAUCAACGAAUCUCAGUCUCUUGCCUCACGAACGCGGAGCGAAGUGGACCUCUUGCUGUUGCGCUCUCGGUUCCAUUGUUAGUUUUCUUUGCAAUUACCAACCCAAACCAAUUUUACAAUGGCCGAUACUGCUGCUGAGGUUGUUGCCACUACCCCUGAGGUCACCAAGGAAGUCCCUGAGACCAAGACCAAGACCAAGACCGAGGAGGUAGAAAAGGUAGAAAAGGCUGAAAAAGUAGAAAAGACAGAAAAGGCAGAAAAGACAGAAAAAACAGAAAAGGCAGAAAAGACAGAAAAGGCCGAGAAGGUCGAGAAGGCCGAGAAGGCCGAGAAGACCCCCGCCGAGGAGUCUAAGGAAGCUAAGACCGAGGAGAAGGCAGCCAAUGGUGACAAAACAGAGGAAACCAAUGGUGAUGCAACAGAGAAAACAGAGGAGGCCAAGGCUGAAAAAACCGAGGAGGCCAAGAAGGAGACCAAUGGCGUAGAGAAGGAAGCUGAUAAGGAAGCCAAGACCAACGGCCACAGCGAAGAGACUAACGGCGUUGCUAAUGGUGAUUCUGAGAAGCGUGCAGCAGAGGAAUCUGAAGCCACCUCACCCACAAAGAAGGCAAAGGUUCAAGAGGAGACCAAAGAGGCUGCAGCUGAAACCACUGCUUAAGUCUGUCUUCCGCUCUUGUCCCCCAAGACCCUCACUCUAGCCUUCUCAGAGACCCCCUUUUUUUUACUGAAACAAUCUUGCUGUUCUUUUCUUAUUUCAUUUGGAUGGGCACCUACUGAAGGUUUUGGUAGCCUCAAUUUUUUCUACCCGUGUACCUGUCAAUUAUUAUACACUUCCGUGUAUUCUUGGUAUGAAAGAAUGUUUGUGGGGUUCAAUUUAACUACACCAUGUACAAAUGUACAAACUGGUGUUACGUUCCUUCAGUCGAGUCAUGGUGGUUGUAGUAGUUUAAAUUUCAGUAGGUUCUUUGAACGCAGGAACAAAGUAACGUGGUCUGUAAGGCAAUUUUUAAAAAUUUGUACUUUGCAACCAUUUCCAGUGAAUGGUACUUGUUUUGUUUCAAGUCAGUGUAGUAAAGUUAUUUGUACAUGUUACUGAAUGGAUGUUUGAGAGUACUUGCUGUAGGCUGAACUAAUAUUCCAUGCCAUGCUAGGGCUAGUGUAGCACCAAUUACAAGUCUGCCUUUAUUUAUUUUCUAAGUCAUGUCUGAGUGUUGGAGUGAAAGUUUGCCACUAUCCACACCAAGCAGGGAAGGAUUGAAGCUUUAGUUUUAGUUCGUGCACAAGUCAACAUUCCGUUUCGUUAACAUGACUAAGGUUACUGUGUAACCUAAUCCGCUGAAGUGAGUGAUCUUGAA